GACGACACUGACCUGAUGAAAUCCCAUUUCCUUGGUGAGAGGCACCCCAAGCUUGCCCAUGCAAGCCUGGAUCCAAUCAUCACUUCCGUAGAGAGACGGGCACCUUCACCUUCAACACCUCCUCCCUCGGCCUUGCUACUCAUCGGCUUAACCACGUCGGCCACCUCUUCUUGUUGGCCCUUACCCACCGGCAAUAAAUCCGUAUCGGAAACACCUCUCUUCUUCCUCAGGCUAUUGAAAGAGCCCCCGGGCCUUGGCCUUUCCUCUUUAUUCCUUUUUAACCAGUUCUCUAAUUCAGAGCAACUGUUACCCGAUUCUAAGCCACAUUCUACUCUUUUCUCAAGCCUCCUAGGCUCCGAGAGCAUAGAGCUCUUCUUGGACGCCCAAUUGUUGAAAAAUUCUGUCCAAGCCCCUUUGUUCUCCCCUCUUUCUCUGCUCGCCGAAUCCAGCCCAAUUGUCGGUCUCGUUAGCCCUAGAUGGAGCAAAUUCCCGAUCUCCCUCACGAUUGAUGCCUCCCUGGCGGCGAGGCUGCUCGUCCUUGAUCCCCACGCCGUAGGAUCUGAAUCCAUCGCCGAGCUUGUUCCAAUCGAGCUCCUCGGUCCUCAGACAAAUGAAUACGCGUGA
Striga asiatica is the source of this 624-nucleotide messenger RNA. Lineage: Eukaryota; Viridiplantae; Streptophyta; Magnoliopsida; Lamiales; Orobanchaceae. The record is from the annotation of a GenBank genome assembly.